Aspergillus versicolor CBS 583.65 is the source of this 2067-nucleotide messenger RNA. RefSeq names its product 1,4-alpha-glucan branching enzyme GLC3. NCBI's taxonomy places the organism in Eukaryota, Fungi, Ascomycota, Eurotiomycetes, Eurotiales, Aspergillaceae. Gene Ontology annotation, molecular function: 1,4-alpha-glucan branching enzyme activity; hydrolase activity, hydrolyzing O-glycosyl compounds; cation binding. Gene Ontology annotation, biological process: glycogen biosynthetic process. The record is from RefSeq and is a predicted model, not a curated record. Gene Ontology annotation, cellular component: cytoplasm. The transcript is spliced from 8 exons. The coding region runs from base 1 to 2067 and encodes 688 amino acids.
AUGGCUUCCUCCAGCGGGCCCUCAGCUCCAUCGGAUGGCACCGGUAUCAUAGACCUUGACCCGUGGCUGGAGCCCUUCCGGGAAGCUAUUCAGCGUCGAUUCAACUACGUUGAGAGCUGGGUUAAGACCGUCAACGAGGUCGAAGGGGGACUGGAGAAAUUCAGCAAGGGCUACGAGAAGUUCGGAUUCAAUGUCAGCGAUAACGGCGACAUUAUCUACAGAGAAUGGGCUCCAAGCGCCGUGGAAGCGUCUCUGGUGGGUGAAUUCAAUAAUUGGGAUACGAAAGCGGAUCCGAUGACGAAAGACGACUUUGGUGUUUGGGGGAUUACUCUUCCAGCAAAGGAGGGUGUUCCAGUUAUACGGCAUGAUAGCAAAGUGAAGAUUUCGAUGGUUACGCCCAGUGGAGAACGCAUAUAUCGAAUUCCUGCAUGGAUAAAACGUGUUGUGCAGGACUUGAACGUAUCACCCGUAUACGAAUCCGUAUUCUGGAAUCCUCCAAAGGAAAAACGGUACAAUUUUCAGCAUACUCGUCCUAAGAAGCCUGAAAGUCUACGUAUCUACGAGGCCCAUGUAGGCAUCUCGUCCCCUGAAAAUAAGGUAGCAACGUACAAGGAGUUCACGGCCAAUAUGCUUCCCCGGAUCAAGUACCUUGGGUAUAACGCAAUCCAGCUCAUGGCCGUCAUGGAACACGCCUACUAUGCCAGUUUUGGGUACCAAGUCAACAACUUCUUUGCGGCGAGUAGCCGCUACGGUAACCCAGAAGAUCUGAAGGAAUUGGUCGACGCGGCGCAUAGCUUGGGACUGGUGGUACUUCUUGACGUUGUGCACAGUCAUGCCUCGAAAAACGUUGAUGACGGAUUAAAUAUGUUUGAUGGUAGUGACCAUCUCUAUUUCCAUUCUGGGUCGAAAGGCCAGCACGGAUUAUGGGACAGUCGACUAUUCAACUAUGGAAGCCACGAGGUAUUGCGUUUCCUCCUAAGCAACCUUCGCUUCUGGAUGGAAGAAUAUGGCUUUGACGGCUUCCGCUUCGAUGGAGUCACCAGCAUGCUAUAUACCCAUCACGGUAUUGGAACUGGUUUUUCUGGUGGAUAUCAUGAGUACUUUGGUCCAUCAGUCGACGACGAUGGCGUAAUGUACUUGGCUCUAGCAAACGAAAUGCUGCACCGCCUCUACCCAGAUUGUAUAACCGUGGCGGAAGAUGUCUCCGGUAUGCCAGCACUAUGCCUUCCACACAGCCUAGGUGGAAUCGGGUUCGACUACCGUCUCGCCAUGGCCAUUCCAGAUAUGUACAUUAAGCUUCUCAAGGAGAAGUCUGACAACGAAUGGGACAUUGGUAAUCUCGCCUUCACCUUGACGAACAGACGCCAUGGCGAGAAGACUAUCGCUUACGCAGAAAGCCACGACCAGGCUCUCGUCGGCGACAAAUCCCUCAUGAUGUGGCUCUGCGACAAAGAAAUGUACACCCACAUGUCCGUCCUCACAGAUUUCACCCCCAUCAUCGAACGCGGCAUGGCUCUCCACAAGAUGAUCCGCCUCGUCACUCACACCCUCGGCGGCGAAGGCUAUCUCAACUUCGAAGGGAACGAGUUCGGACACCCCGAAUGGCUUGACUUCCCACGUGCCGGCAAUAACAACUCCUUCUGGUACGCCCGUCGCCAGCUCAAUCUAACGGAAGACAAUCUCCUACGCUAUAAAUUCCUCAACGAGUUCGACCGGGCCAUGCAGCUCACUGAAGCCAAGUACGGCUGGCUACACUCCUCGCAAGCAUAUAUCAGCCUCAAAAACGAGGCCGACAAGGUCCUUGUCUUUGAGCGAGCGGGUCUUCUCUGGGUCUUCAACUUCCAUCCAACAGACAGCUUCACAGAUUAUCGAGUGGGUGUUGAAACUGCGGGGACUUAUCGGGUUGUUCUUGAUACCGACGAUAAGCAGUUUGGUGGCCUAGGGAGGAAUGACAAGUCGACGAGGUUCUUUACAACCGAUAUGGAGUGGAACGGGAGGAAGAACUUCUUGCAGGUUUAUAUCCCGACUCGGACGGCGUUGGCCCUCGCUUUGGAAGAAACCAUAUAA